Ochotona princeps (American pika) is the source of this 3291-nucleotide messenger RNA. It is a transcript of the gene TLR7, whose product is annotated as toll like receptor 7. Gene Ontology annotation, cellular component: plasma membrane. Gene Ontology annotation, biological process: defense response to virus; canonical NF-kappaB signal transduction; toll-like receptor 7 signaling pathway. The transcript is spliced from 3 exons. NCBI's taxonomy places the organism in Eukaryota, Metazoa, Chordata, Mammalia, Lagomorpha, Ochotonidae. The coding region runs from base 1 to 3291 and encodes 1096 amino acids. Gene Ontology annotation, molecular function: pattern recognition receptor activity; protein binding. The record is from RefSeq and is a predicted model, not a curated record.
AUGGCCUUCAUCUUGGACAGCGUGGGAGAGCUAAUAAAUGAGCGUAUGCACUGGUGUGAUGGGCCUAUCAUCAGCCCUGAUUUUGUGUUUGUUUUUGGCCCUGAUUUUGUGUUUGUUUUUGGCCCUGAUUUUAAAAAUCAUGUGUUCUUCUAUUUUCAGGUGUUUUCAGCAAAGAGUCAACUCCUUAUCCUUUUUAAUGUGAUGCUGACUUCCGAAAUCCUCGGGGCUAGAUGGUUUCCUAAAACUCUGCCUUGUGAUGUCACGGUGGAUGCUUCACACACUCAUGUGGUUGUGGACUGCACGGACAGGCGUCUGGUGGACAUUCCAGAGGGUAUCCCCGCCAACACCACCAACCUCACCCUCACCAUCAACCACAUCCCAAGCAUCUCUCCAACCUCCUUCGAAAAGCUGCACCAGCUGGUGGAGAUUGAUUUCAGAUGUAACUGCGUGCCCGUUCGACUGGGACCGAAAAACAACAUAUGCACCAAGAGACUACAAAUUCAACCUGAAAGCUUUAACAGUCUUUUUAACUUAAGAUCCCUUUAUCUCGAUGGAAAUCAGCUUUCGGAAAUACCUCGGAAUCUUCCUCCCAGCUUACAGCUUCUGAGCCUGGAGGCCAACAACAUUUUUUCCAUCACGAAGGAGAACGUGACAGAGCUGGCCAACCUAGAAAUCCUCUACCUGGGCCAGAACUGUUACUAUCGUAACCCUUGCAAUGCUUCCUUCUCCAUAGAGAAAGACACCUUCCGAAACCUGGAAAACCUAAGAGUGCUUUCCUUGAAAGAUGACAACAUCACAGCAGUCCCCACAGAGCUGCCGCCUAAUUUAACAGAACUCUAUCUGUAUAACAACAUCAUUACCAAAAUCCAAGCAGAUGACUUUAGCAACCUGCACAAGCUGCAGAUUCUUGAUCUCAGUGGGAACUGCCCUCGUUGUUACAAUGUCCCGUUUCCUUGUACGCCAUGUGAAAACAAUUCCCCGUUAGAUAUCCAUAUCAAUGCUUUCAAUGCAUUGACAGAAUUAAAAGUUUUACGUCUACACAGUAACUCCCUUCAGCAUGUGCCACAAGAAUGGUUUAAAAACAUGAAUAACCUAGAGCAGCUAGAUCUUUCCCAAAAUUUUCUGGCCAAAGAAAUUGGAGAUGCCAAAUUUUUGUACUCUCUUCCUAACCUCAUUCAAUUAGAUCUGUCCUUCAAUUACGAACUUCAGGUCUACCAUGCAUUUAUGAAUCUAUCGGAUUCAUUUUCAUCCCUCAAAAAUCUGAAAAUUUUGCGAAUCAAAGGAUACAUCUUUAAAGAGCUGAGCAAAAUGAACCUCUCUCCAUUACGUCAUCUUCAGCAUCUCGAAGUUCUUGACCUUGGCACGAACUUCAUUAAAAUCGCUGAUCUCAGCAUAUUUGAAGACUUUGAAAGAUUGAAACUCAUAGAUCUCUCAGUGAAUAAAAUCUCACCUUCAGGUGAUUCAAGUGAAGUCUGUUCCAACACCAGAACUUCUGCAGAAAGUCGUGGACCUCAGGUCAUGGAGACAUUGCAUUAUUUCAGAUAUGAUGAGUAUGCGAGGAGCUGCAAGUUUAAAACAAGAGAGAGUCUUUCUUUGGUGCCUCUCAACGAAGAUUGUCACGCGUACGGGCAGACCUUGGAUCUCAGUAGAAACAACAUCUUUUUUAUCCAGCCCUCUGAUUUUCAGCAUCUUUCUUUUCUCAAAUGUUUAAACUUGUCAGGAAAUAGCAUCGGGCAAACUCUUAACGGCAGUGAAUUCCAGCCUUUGGCAGAGCUGAAAUAUUUGGAUUUCUCCAACAAUCGGCUGGAUCUACUUCACUCAACAGCGUUUGAGGAGCUCUCCAAUCUGGAAGUUCUGGAUAUAAGUCAUAAUAACCAUUACUUCGAGUCAGAAGGCAUUACUCACAUGCUCAACUUCACCAAGAACCUCAAGUUUCUGAGGAAACUGAUGAUGAACGACAACGAUAUCUCCACCUCCACCAGCAGGACCAUGGACAGUGAAUCUCUUAGAAUUCUGGAAUUCGGAGGAAACCACUUAGACGUUUUAUGGCGAGAUGGCGAUAACAGGUACUUAGAGUUUUUCAAGAAUCUGUUAUCCUUAGAGGAAUUAGACAUUUCCAGAAAUUCCCUGAGCUUCCUGCCUUCGGGUGUUUUUGAUGGCAUGCCUCCCAAUCUAAAGACUCUCUCCUUGAUGAAAAAUGGGCUCAAAUCUUUUAACUGGGGAAAACUCCAAUCACUGAAGAAGCUGGAGGUGUUGGAUCUCAGUCACAACCAAUUGACAACUGUGCCCAAGAGAUUAUCCAACUGCUCCAAAAGCCUCCAGAAACUGAUCCUCCGGCACAAUCAAAUCAGGUACCUGACGGAAUAUUUUCUACAAGACGCUUUUCAGUUGCGACACCUGGACCUCAGUUCGAAUAAAAUCCAAAUUAUCCACCAGUCUAGCUUCCCGGAAAAUGUCCUAAACAAUUUGGACGUAUUGCUUUUGCAUCGUAAUCGGUUUCUGUGUACCUGUGAUGCUGUGUGGUUUGUGUGGUGGGUGAAUCGCACAGAGGUGACUAUUCCAUACUUGGCCACAGAAGUGACUUGUGCGGGACCAGGAGCGCACAAGGGCCAGAGCGUGGUGUCUCUGGAUCUGUACACCUGCGAGUUGGAUUUCACGAACCUGGUGCUGUUUUCCUUCUCCGUAUCCGUGCUGCUCGUCCUGAUGGUGGUGGUGAUGGCGAGUCACCUCUACUUGUGGGAUGUGUGGUACAGUUACCACUUAUGUAAGGCCAAGAUAAAGGGGUACCGGCAUCUGACAAUGAGUUCUUGUUACGACGCUUUUAUAGUGUAUGACACUCGAGACCCAGCUGUGACAGAGUGGGUUUUGGAUGAGCUCGUGGCCAAACUGGAAGACCCCAAAGAGAAACAUUUCAAUUUGUGUCUUGAGGAACGAGACUGGUUACCAGGACAGCCAGUUCUGGAAAACCUUUCCCAGAGCAUCCAACUUAGCAGAAAGACAGUGUUCGUGAUGACAGACAAGUAUGCAAAGACUGAGAAUUUUAAGAUAGCGUUUUACUUGUCCCAUCAGAGGCUCAUGGAUGAGAAAGUAGAUGUGAUUAUCUUGGUGUACCUUGAAAAGCCCUUGCACAAGUCCAAGUUUCUUCAGCUCCGAAAGAGGCUGUGUGCGAGUUCUGUCCUCGAGUGGCCGACAAACCCACAGGCCCAUGCAUACUUCUGGCAGUGUCUGAAAAAUGCACUGGCCAUGGACCAUCAUGUGGCCUACAGUCGGGUGUUCAAGGAAACCAUCUAA